Electrophorus electricus (electric eel) is the source of this 2644-nucleotide messenger RNA. It is a transcript of the gene angptl3, whose product is annotated as angiopoietin-like 3. Gene Ontology annotation, cellular component: fibrinogen complex. NCBI's taxonomy places the organism in Eukaryota, Metazoa, Chordata, Actinopteri, Gymnotiformes, Gymnotidae. Gene Ontology annotation, molecular function: extracellular matrix structural constituent; protein-macromolecule adaptor activity. Gene Ontology annotation, biological process: blood coagulation, common pathway; positive regulation of heterotypic cell-cell adhesion; platelet aggregation. The record is from RefSeq and is a predicted model, not a curated record.
UGGUGACACUGUUCGUUUCUGCGUAUCCACAGCAGGACCAGAGGGCUGGCAGACUGGACGGUGUCUGGUGGGUGGCCAUGACGGACUAUAGCAGGGGUGGAGCUGCUGUGCACAUUGCUAUAAUUUGUUUGCCCUGUAGUUGCUUCCUGGGAGGUUUUUUGGGGGGCAGAUGGGGGUUAGCAAGCAUAACCAGUUUAAUGAUUAACUAACCCUUCCUGUCCUCCCUGUGCAGUACUGUGUGUCUAUAUAUAUAUACAUAUAUAAGGCUGCUGUGCUCUCCAGUUGUCAUUAUCCCAUCAGGGCAAGGGAAGAACAGAAGGCAGAAGCAGGAGGAAGAGACCAGGACAGGAAAAAGCAGCUGAGUCCCUCUAAAGACAAAAUGAAGUUGGCAUGCUUAAUUCUACUGGGAAGCUUGUGCACCAUUAACGCAGUGCCUCAUUUGACGCGGACAGUCACGGAGACGCCCUUACUCAGAACUCCGCAGCCGACAGAGGCCAGGUCUCGCUUCGCGAUGCUGGACGACGUGCGACUGUUGGCCAACGGUCUCCUCCAGCUGGGGCAAAGCCUUCGGGAAUUCGUGCACAAGACCAAGGCGCAAAUCAACGACAUCUUUCAGAAGCUGAACAUAUUUGACCGAUCCUUCUAUCAGCUCUCACUCGUGACCAGUGAGAUCAAGGAGGAGGAAGAGGAGCUGAAGAAGACCACCACCUUCCUGAAGGCAAACAAUGAGGAGAUCCGGAAUUUAUCAAUGGAGAUCCACUCAAAGGUCAACAGUAUUCUCCAAGAGCGUAGCCAGCUGCAGACCAAAGUGGGGAGUCUGGAGGAGAGGCUAAAAGGCCUCUCACACACCAUGGUUCCUCCGGAGCAGCUCCAAGAGAUCUCUACACUGAAGGGUGUGAUCGACACUCAGGAGAAGACGAUCAAAGACCUGCUAGAGGCAGUGAGAGAGCAGCAUGAGCAACUCAACUCACAGAAAAUCAAAAUCAAGAGCCUGGAGGAGAAGCUUGGUUCCGACUCUUUUCAAGAAACUGCUGAAAAAUCUACAAAUUCAAGUCCAGAGCAACCUAAUGUUUUAGAAUACCUGACAAGUAACUCAACCAAUUCAACCAUGGACACAAAUGACUUUCCCUCAGACUGCAGUGAAAUAUUCAGGAGAGGCCAAACAAAUAGUGGAAUUUACUCCAUCAAACCUAAUCAAUCAGAACCAUUCAAUGUAUUCUGUGAUAUGAGUUCAGAUGGGGUGGCCACAAUUAUUCAGCGGCGAGUGGAUGGGUCUCUAGAUUUUGAUCAGAAUUGGGACAAAUAUGAGCUUGGAUUUGGUAGUUUGGAAAAGGAGUUUUGGCUGGGCUUGGCCAAGAUCUAUUCCAUCGCCUCACAGGGAGAGUACAUCCUCAACAUCCAGCUUGAAGACUGGAAAGAAGAGCGAAGAUUCGUUGAGUACAUGUUCACCCUGGAUGGCCCUGCAUCUCACUACACCAUCCAUCUUACACUUUUGUCUGGCAAUGUGCCAGACGCCAUGAGUAACCACACGGGCAUGUUCUCCACCAACAACAAGGACAACAACCAACACAAGGACUCAAACUGUGCCCCUAACUACACAGGUGGCUGGUGGUUUAACGCAUGCGGUGAUACCAACCUAAAUGGACCUUACACCUGGAUGCGAUCCAGGAGCCGUACUCUGCGCAGGAAAGGGAUCUACUGGAGACCUGGCAGGCGAAGCUCUUACACCCUCAGAUCUACAAAGAUCUCCAUUAGGCCAUCAUCCUAGUUGCAGGGAUCACCGAAUCUGUUGCUCUUUAUCGAUCCAAAAAGGUCGCGCAGGUAGCAGCGGCUGUGGCCAACUGGCAUCUUCCCAUUCCCCUCCACUCAAACCAAACAUGCGGACUCCACAUCAGAGAAUUAUGCUGCUGCAUCAAGUCAUCAGUCUCUCGGUAACAGAUAUGAAGUAAAUGUUGCACGUGAAAGCUUACUGCUAUUAAUUUACCGCAGACUUGUUGAUGGAGAACACAGACACAGCUUAGCGCACUUCUAAAGUACAUAUAAAGACCCAUCGCAUGCUGUUAUGAUUUGUGAUAUGUUUUCAAAAACACUUCUAUAACUAAAGCACCUACAGAAAUCAACUAGUAUACAGAAAUGCAUACAUGUCUAAUAGUCUAGUUUUUAUAUUGCAGUUUAACUUUAUUAUAUUUAAACAGUUCAUAUUUGAGCUGCAUUAGUCCAGAAAUGCUAUGAAAUUGCUAACUGUUUGCUCCUUUAUGUUACUGAGUCAUAUUGACUCUUAGGUACACAGUGGACAUACCCAACUGUACAGUGCAUGUUUUCUUUGGAUUUUUCACGGAUUUGUCUUUAGAAACAGUCUGGUAAACCAUUUUUGUAACAAAUAAAUACAAACUCUCUACUGGAUCAUUUGUAAGUCCAUGCACUGCAGACAAAUCUGAGGAGACAAGUGAAUGCUCUGGAUUAUCAUUUUAAGUCUUCAGUUAAAUUAAAAACUUAUUGAACAUUAACUAAACACAAUUGCCAAUGAAAGGUGAACUGCUCCUUGUCAGUAAUCAUUUUAAAUCUGUGGAAUGUGGAAGAAUUUACACACUGCACAAUUAUUUAUAUUGGGGUUAAAAAAAAGCAUCAUCUGAAAAGUCUUCCA